This is a messenger RNA of Macrosteles quadrilineatus (aster leafhopper), 6996 nucleotides long. RefSeq names its product protein turtle (gene tutl). Gene Ontology annotation, molecular function: cell-cell adhesion mediator activity. Gene Ontology annotation, biological process: axon guidance; homophilic cell-cell adhesion; dendrite self-avoidance. The record is from RefSeq and is a predicted model, not a curated record. The transcript is spliced from 21 exons. Gene Ontology annotation, cellular component: plasma membrane; axon. Bases 361 to 3810 code for a protein of 1149 amino acids. NCBI's taxonomy places the organism in Eukaryota, Metazoa, Arthropoda, Insecta, Hemiptera, Cicadellidae.
UCUGUUCUGUUGGUGUUCCCAACUGUCGAAUUCUUGUGUUGUUUACUUGUGUAUGUAGACGAUUUUUGACUGAAUCAGCUCAAUUUGAGUCUUUUAUAUCGUUCGGUGAAGUGUGUUAAAGUGUUCGAUAUACGUACAAUAGUGUAGAUUUACAAUGGAAUGUGACCAACAGUUGUGUGUGUAAACAAAUGUGUACAGUUGUAUUCAAUAUUUACAUUAGUGUUUGGUGCAGUGAAUAAACUAUUCAGGGAUAUUUUGGAAUUUCUUCGUUAAAAGGUGUUGAAGAGGUGCCUCGAUAAUUUCGUCACGAACAGGUGACGAUGUCGAGGGAGAUGUAGCAAAGACUAUGGAACCAGAGGGAUGGGCAUGCGGCCACAGCACCAUAAGGCCGUCCAUACACUGACCGUCACCAACGUUGCAUCUCUUCUCCUCGCAAUAAUUAUCCCAGGUGUGGUGGGUGGUUUCCAAGAUGCCGUCCACAUCACUGCUAUCCUGGGAGAGUCGGUGGUGUUCAACUGCCAGGUGGAGUUUCCGGCCGAUCACCCCGUGCCGUAUGUUCUGCAGUGGGAGAAGAAGGUAGGGGACACGGGCCUGGAGAUCCCGAUCUACAUAUGGUACGACAGUUACCCAACCCACAGCGGCGAGGGGUACGAAGGUCGGGUGUCGAGAGUGUCACCGGACUCUCCCUACGGCCUCGCCUCGCUCAACCUGACCAACAUCCGUGAGAGCGACCAGGGCUGGUACGAGUGUAAGGUGGUGUUCCUCAACCGCUCGCCCAACUCACACAAGAACGGGACGUGGUUCCAUCUCGACGUACAUGCCCCACCCAGAUUUAGCGUUACACCCGAAGACAUAAUCUACGUGAAUUUGGGGGAUGCCAUCAUUCUCAACUGCCAAGCGGAAGGCACUCCCACACCCGAAAUUCUAUGGUACAAAGAUGCCAACCCGGUCGAGCCGUCGGCCACAAUCGGCAUUUUCAACGACGGCACAGAGCUCAGAAUCGCCAACAUAAGACACGAAGACAUCGGAGAUUACACUUGCAUCGCUCGCAACGGCGAGGGACAGAUCAGUCACACUGCGAGAGUCAUCAUUGCGGGAGGUGCAGUGAUCAUGGUGCCUCCGACCAACCAGACAAGACAGGAGGGAGAGAAGGUACAGUUCUCUUGUGAAGCUAAGGCUCUGCCAGGCAACGUGACAGUGAGAUGGACCAGAGACGGAACUGCAGUGAAAGAGAUUGCCGCUCUGGAAACACGAGUAACCAUCAGGCGAGACGGCAGCCUAGUCAUCAACCCGGUAAGUGCUGAUGACUCGGGCCAGUACCAAUGUGAAGUGACAAAUGGCAUCGGAGAACCGCAGAGUGCCUCCGCAUAUCUUAGCGUUGAAUACCCAGCUAAGGUGACGUUCACCCCCACCAUACAGUAUCUACCCUUCAGACUAGCAGGGGUGGUUCAAUGCUACAUCAAAUCUAACCCUCCACUGCAGUACGUGACUUGGACCAAAGACAAGAGACUUUUGGAACCUUACCAGACCAAAGACAUUGUCAUCAUGAACAACGGGUCCCUGCUGUUCACUAGGGUCAACCAGAACCACCAAGGCAGGUACACGUGUACGCCGUACAACGCUCACGGCACGCAAGGCUCCUCUGGUCACAUGGAGGUGUUGGUGAGGAAGCCACCUGUGUUCACAUUAGAGCCGGAGCCGUUGUAUCAACGUAAGGUGGGCGAGACUGUGGAGAUGCACUGUGACGCACAAGAGGCCGAGGGAACGCAGAAACCCAACAUUCAGUGGCAGAGGAGAGACAGUCAGCCGUUGCCUCGCAAUAGAGUGAGGAUAACUGGAGGGAACAUCACAUUAGAGGGGCUGCGGCGGACUGACUUUGGCUUCUACCAGUGUGUGGCCAGCAACGAGGUGGCAACAAUAGUGACGGCUACACAGCUAGUGGUGGAAGGCACACAGCCUCAUGCGCCAUACAAUGUGACAGGCAAUGCUAGUGAGUUCAGUGUCACACUGCAAUGGCUGCCUGGGUACAGCGGAGGUCCGGACUACAAACAGGACUACACUAUCUGGUAUCGUGAGGCUGGAGUGUCAGACUGGUCCACUAUCCCGGUCACUCCUUCAGGAAGCACUCAAGUGACCAUCAACCGGCUCACUCCCGGAACAACAUACGAGUUCCAGGUCAUCGGGAAGAACGCUCUCGGCGACGGGAUGCUGAGCAAAGUUAUCACUAUCAGAACACUUGAUGCCAAGACGGCUUCAGACCCAAAACCUCAACCGACUGGAGACAAGCCCAAAAACCCUGAUAACCCUUUCAAACCUCCCCCUGGACCCCGUCCGGGACAUCCUCGUAAUCUAACGGUGACAGAAGUUCACAACGGGUUUGUCAUCACAUGGCAGGCUCCCCUAGAGAAGGCCAACCUGGUACAAUACUACACCAUCAAGUACCGGACUGACGGGCCGUGGAAGACACUGAACAAGGCGCAGAUCCGUGCUGAAGAGACCUCCUACCUUGUAAAAAACUUGGUGGGAGGAAGAACCUAUUACUUCCGUGUGUUGGCAAACUCUGUGAAAAGUUACGAGAGCAGUGAAGAGGUGAAAUUCUCUGUCCCUGCGAGAGUCAAACACAAGGCCAUCACAGCUGGUGUGGUCGGAGGAAUUCUGUUCUUCAUCGUCGCCAUCAUCUUGUCAGUCUGCGCAGUCAAAAUCUGCAACAAACGCAAACGUCGGAAACAGGAAAAAGCUUACAAUAUGGUGGCCUGUCGUAUAACAGACGCCCGUAACGGAGGUCAACCUCCCGGAGUAAGCCAAGUGCCUUUGAAGAAAUUUGGACAAAGCAGAGUACCAAGUGUAACCGGACUGUUGCGGGGCCUGGUGCGGGGGGUAAGCAGGACCCCCACCCCCCCGUGGGAGGCACAAUUCUACCUGGGCGGGACUCGGAGACUAGGCCGCAUCUCUCGAGCACCUGAUGGUCGCUUCGUCGUUGUCGACUCAGCCGCCAACUCAGUGUCCUCAAGUAGUGACGAUGGUGGUUUCCUCUCUCGCCCAGGUUUCCACAAUCGAGCGUCCUGGCGUCGCCCUCUUGUCGGGUACCCGAGUGACCUCAGCCUACGAAGCAGUGCCUCGGGCGACAGUGUCACCCGAACUCCUCUUCACAUCGCGACGGUCUACACUCCGAAAACGCCAUUCCAUAGCAGUCCUACACCAUCUGUUUUCUCCCCUAUUCGCUCUCCGGUAUACUUCUCCGAUCUGAGUUCUGUGCGGCAACCAAGCUCAGCAGAACGGACGUUGCGAAGUGUGCACGAAAUGUACAGUCAGGAAUUGCCGAGUUUGCGGGCGAUUCACGAAGAGAACCAAAGAACAUUAGGUCAGAGAAGAACGAGGUCGAGACUUCCGCAACGAUACGCGAGGAGUGCACCAGACUUGACCGAAACGUCCCCGGAAAGUAGAUCCAGCAGUAGCGGCUUCGGCUCGAAGAACACUUCCCAACGUACAACAUCGAGCAACACCGGAGAGUGGCGACUUCCUCCGUAUCGACCCCCGCCUCCUCCGCCUGUGGUGUCGCACUGGUUAGAGUUAACCUCGGAUUUCCCCAGCCCAUCGCUCAGCGUCGACGACCACUACGAGUUCGAUCCUGUCUACCCGAUCUCGCCUACACCCACCGAGAUGACUCGCUCGCUCAACCCCGCGCACGUUAGGUCAACCAAGUAUGACAACAUAGAGGCGAGGGUCCAGGCCAUGAAGGAGGAGUUUCAGGCCUUUAAGCAGCGCCAGGCGCGAAGGAGGCAUAGUGAACACCUGGAGAGUGUUUGCUGACCAACUGUUGAAGGCUCAAUUGAUAAAUAUUCUAUCCAACCUAACCUAAAACAUCCCUACUGCUACGCAGUCAAGUCAAGAGAGGUUGAAGAAUAUAUGUUGGUUGACCCUUUGAUUAGUGAUAUUUUAUUCACAGUUCACUAUGUAUUUAUAUUGACCCGGUUCUAUUUUUUUCAAAUUUAUCGAAUACCUUUUAUUUGAAAACAAUUAUAAAUUAAGAGUGUAAAAUGCCCGACAAACCAAAUCAGGAAGCACAAACAAAGUCACAAAGUGGUUGCCUACCGACAAUGACAGGUUUCAUUCUAAAUACUGUGGCUUAACUAGACUGCUCAACCCCUAUAAAUGUAGCACAAAAUAGUUGUUCAGUUUAGUUUUAUUUUGUUACCAAUGUUUUAUGUAAAUUCAUUUAAAGGUAGGUAGUAGAGUUUAUUUUUCUUAGUAGCUAAUUACCUCGUACUUAUAAUUGUUUGAUCAAAAGUAAAAAUAAUAAAAUAACACAAUUGUAAAUCUUUGAAAAAAAUAUUUUCUUAUUAAUUUAAUUAGAGUUUUAAUCAUCACGAUCAAAGAUACACAAAUUAAUAAUUUAAACCAUUUAACGUUCUUUCGUGCUGAUCUCAAACUACCACCAAAGUCUGAGUUGUGACCAAGGUGGAACCGACAACUCUUUUCCUACGUACGAGGUAAAAGUGUAUUAUUCUGUCCAUUGUGCAUUGUGUUGUGUUUUGACGAUACAACGAGAGUCAGCAGUUUCAAGUGUACAGUGAGGGACUCCCUGAGCCCAAUAGACUACUAAUACUAUUAUAAUAUGUAUUAUUAUAUAUAUGAUAUACCUAUAAAGUUAAGUCGGAUCUAUUUAUUCACUCACUGUUUCCACCUCAGCUGAAACGGUCAAGUGUCGGAAACCGGCGUCAUUGUAAAUAUCCGAGACCCGGUGUUUCCUAGUUUUGUAAAUAUUUUAAAAAUAUAUAGCGGAUAAGUAAUAUUUUAGAGCAGGUGGUAAAAUGCUGAAAAUUAAAUACUGCAUAAAUAUACAGAACUAUUUUCCAUUUUGCAAAAACUAGGCCUAAUAUGUACUGUAAAUAUCUUAGUUUAAACUAGCUAUAAUUAGUUUCUCUAUCUCUUUUAUAACUCGUUCGGGCCGUACGAUGAGGUUUCCGACCGUGAAGUGGUUUUACCUGUUGCGCAAAUAGGCUUAAACUGAGUGUAAAGGUUAAACCAACUUGUACGACAAGGUUUAACUUAAACAACGAGGUCUGAACCGACUUGUACAACUAUGUUUAACUUUCUUGUACGAGGUUUAGCCGAUUUGUACAACUAGGUUUUACUCGUACUAUGGGGUUCCUUACCUUCCUUAGGCGAUGGGAGGCCGAGAAAUUAAGCAAUAUCGGUUAUAUUUCAAAUUGUGAUAUGAAAUUCUAUAUUUUUAUUUGAUUAAAUACCGAUAUCUUACCCAAAAUAUGAUCUGUUAUCGACAAAGCGUUGUAUGUUUAAGUUGUCGAAUACUGUUAGAUUUGAAUAUUUAGGUUAUGACCGGUUCAGUUGAUGAGGACAGAACAAGCGAGCUCAUCUACGGAUUUGUGCACACACGACGUUUUUUAUCAUUAAAACAAUUACUAAAAACAUUGUUUAAGGUUAGUUGAGGACCUAUGUUCGACACUAGGUAAGGAAAAUGAAUUCUAACGCUUUCGACAACUGUGCAUCUAUUAUGUUUUUACUAAAGAGUUAUUAUUGUGAUUGAGGUUAUGAUUUUGUAAAAGCGUUGUAAUUAUUGAAUUAUUAGAUGAUUGUAUUUAUUUUUGUGGUAGUUAACACCCUUGUGUACAAAGACGUUUGGAAGACAACAAACUUUGUAAGUAUUGGGAACGAAUUUAUGAAAAACUCAUACAAAACAAGUUUGAACAUUUUAAUAAACAUAAAUACUAAAAAAUUAUUUUUCAAUUUAGUUUGUAACUUCUUGUAAACAUUACAAGAGAUCAUUCAAACAAUGUAAUCUAUCUUUUAGAAAUUAAUUUGUAAUUUAUAAGUGAUUAGUUCCUACUAUAUAAGUGUACAAACUGUAUUUCUUGUGUUGAUUUUCCAAACACUUUCUAUACAAGGUUUAUCUAAACAAUAUAGAUGAUUAAGUUAUUUAUGGUUGGGUCCACAUUCAAGAUUCUAAACAAACGUGGCGAGUAUCGAUUAAGUCAAACCAUGUGCAAUUCCAUGAUAUUGUUUUGUAAGUACAAACUAAGUUUUAUUAGAUGCUAGGCAUUGUUUUGUAGAUAAUUAUUUAUUUGUUUAAGAUUAUCGUUUGUUGUAUUUUAUGUAUUUAUCAUUGUAUUAUCGUUUUAAGUUUGAUUAUGAUAGUUGUGUUUAGGUCAGUCCGUUUUUAUUUUGGAUAUUUUGCUACGAUUUUAACAGGAUUUUUAAAAGAAUUAACUAUAACAAUCGAUAAUUAUGUUAAUAACGACACCAAAAGAGUAAUUACUAUUAUUAAUUAACUUGGAACUACAACACUUCAUUUUUAGAUCAUUUCAUUCAAAACUUAGAAUAUUCUUAUAAAGUAUUUGCUUUUGCUAGUGUUUGCUUUUGCUGAAUAUUGUAAAAGCAUUAUACUUAAUAUAGUUUUAAUCAUUUAGUUGACUAAAUUUUAUGAUGGAUUUUUGUGGUGGGUGGUAUUAGAAGGGGAGAUCUACUUAAUUUAGAUAUCUGCCAGAAUCAGAGUGUUUCCUCCAACAUAAUCUCUGAUUGAGUAAAGAGAUCAGAUGUUUUUACUGAUUACAGCUUAAAAUUAAUUAUUAAUGUCCAACUUCUUUUCUUAAUAAUUGUCUGUAGGCUUUGAUUAUAGUUCUUCCGCUAAGAUUUUAAUUAAGAUUUAAAAUUCUCUUGAUUUUUAAAACUCCUCAUCAAUAAAAAUCGUAACAAAAUAUAUUGUGUGAUUGUAACUGAGUGAAGACUAAUUUUAAUACUUUUUGUUAGUUGAGAGAUUUAUUAUACUUUUGUCAUUUUGAUCUCAUUUUGGUUUUAACGAUUUUACAAAUGAUUUGUAUGAGUAUUACUGGAUUAAGUUAUAGCAGUUUGGUUUUUAUUAAGCUAAAUGGCCUACAUAGUAGUGUUGCAUUUUGUUUGUAAAGUUAGUUAUUUAUUUUCCAGUUUGAUAUGAGACUGUCAGAGAAGGAAUGUCUAAUAAACGAGCGUCAUGUCAUC